UACCUUUUGCCACCACAUUCCGUUACGCCUGGGAGCAGUGUUUGAGACCAAUCUAAUCAAUCAACACGGUUGCUAUCGAAAGUGAUAAGAGCGAAAUAAAAGGUAUGGUGUUGAUAGUGAGGUUGAAAAAUUGAUAAAAUUAAGCUGACUACAACAGGCGUAACAGCGCCACGGUAACACGGUGCUUUAACCGAUGCCAUCAAUUGCAUGUGCUUCGAGUGCGUUCAGUGUGGUUCUGGUGCGAUUUACAUAAGACAACGUACGACCGAAAGAGCCAAAGUUCGACAAAUCAGCACCCCAGCCGGAACAAGAAUUCCCCGCCGUACGCGUCACAUAAUGGCAAAAUAUUAUGAAAGUGCUACCAUCUAUAACUAUUCCUGGGAUCAAGUUACGCAGGGCUUCUGGAACCGGUACCCAAAUCCGUACAGCUCGCACGUACUCUCGGAGGAUACGGUCUGUCGGGAGAUACGGAAUGGCAAGCUGCAUAGCAAACGGCUCCUAACAAAGACGAACCAUGUGCCGAAAUGGGGCGAACGAUUCUUCAAAGCUAAGUCGGUGAACAUCGUGGAGGAAUCGGUGGUAGACCCAAAGGAAAGGACACUCGUGACGUACACCAGAAACAUUGGCUUUAAUAAAAUAAUGAGCGUGGUAGAAAAGGUCGUGUACAAAUCGCUCCCGGAUCAGCCCGGCAAAACAAUCGCGAUCCGAUCGGCCUGGAUCGAUUCGUCCGUGUACGGGUUCGGUACCGCCAUACGGGCGUUCGGGUUGGAGCGGUUCAAGAAAAAUUGCGCCAAAACGGUCAACGGUUUCAACUACGUCCUGCAGCACAUGUUCCCAAACAAUCCGGUCGCACUGGUGGCGGUCGCAGCCGCCAACAAAGACUACCAGGGUUCGAAGGCACAGAAGCUGCGCGAAGCGGCAAAGCACGCGUCCGACCACGUGAAGGCACAGGCCGAACAUCUGGUACAGAACCUAUCCGUCAAGGGCUAGAAGUCGGGUGGGAAGAAGGAGACAACAGAAUGACUUGGCUGGCUCCUUGAGAAACCGAUCAUCGCUCACCGUAUGUGCGCCGUUCGUAUAACCGGACCGGCAUAUAAUUCCAGCUUUAGUAUGCGUUUUUGCAAAGGAAUGCAGAGUGCAGAUAUCCUUUGUACCGCGGUACCGCUUUAUCCUAAGAACUGUUUUAGUGAGGCAACGAUAGCAGAGUUUACAAAAUAGUCAUAAAUAAGGUGUCCUCGGCAUUGCUCUGGUAUGGGUGCGUGCGUGUGUGUGUGAGAUACCAAAUCCUCAUCUAGCCUUCCUAGUUAUCCCGAUGGCCUUAAGGCAGCCAGAUUCAUCUUGCUUCUUUCCCGCUUCUAGCAGUAUUUUCGUGGUGAUCGUGUGGCCCAUCCCAAUGUUCGAAGGCUGGUCCAUGACGCUUUAUGCCACACGAGACACCAUUUUGCCAACCGGUCCAAGGGUGAUGGUUGGGAAUUGUGCAAUCGACCUCCAUAUUACACGAUCUAUUCGAUUUGUUGAUCAUUCCACGUGAUUGUGAUGAUGUACCGUGCGGCACACACGAUCAUUUCCACUAGCACCUUGCAAAGUCUUUAGUAAGCAGUCAAACAGCAGAACCUACUCUGUUUGCAAGCCUGCCUGCCUGCUGCUACAGGGAGAUAGAGAAAGCACACAAAAGAUACUGUUAAAGUUAGUUAAAGAUUAUGCGCAAAACGCAGGCCAUUUGACAGAAAAGGUGCAACACUUGGGAAAUUCCCUGGAAAUGUGUGAGUGUUUGUGAAAAGUUAGAUUAGUGGGCAGGAUAAUAGUUGGUAACCGAAUUAGAAUAUUCAAUUGUAAAUGAUAACGUAAUAAAUUCAA
This is a messenger RNA of Anopheles moucheti, 1857 nucleotides long. It is a transcript of the gene prel, whose product is annotated as protein preli-like. The record is from RefSeq and is a predicted model, not a curated record. Gene Ontology annotation, biological process: phospholipid transport. Gene Ontology annotation, cellular component: mitochondrial intermembrane space. NCBI's taxonomy places the organism in Eukaryota, Metazoa, Arthropoda, Insecta, Diptera, Culicidae. The transcript is spliced from 3 exons. The coding region runs from base 208 to 990 and encodes 260 amino acids. Gene Ontology annotation, molecular function: phosphatidic acid transfer activity.